Didymodactylos carnosus is the source of this 486-nucleotide messenger RNA. The record is from the annotation of a GenBank genome assembly. Lineage: Eukaryota; Metazoa; Rotifera; Eurotatoria; Philodinida; Philodinidae.
AUGUCAAUGACUUUGGGUAGACAUAUUUUUGAUAAAUAUGAUUUGGAUAAGGAUGGCACAAUAUCAUUUGAUGAUUUAAAAGUUUUAUGUGCUGAACAUUGUUCUGAAUUAACUGAUCGCGAAUUUGAAUGGUUAAAAACUUAUGUAGAUAAAGAUGGAGAUAACAGCAUAUCGUAUGCCGAAUUUGAACAGUUCUGGAGAAAAAAAAAUCGUUUUGCUAAUGCGAAACUGAAUGCUAAGCAACUAAUGAUUAUUGAUAAAAUUAUGGAAAUAUUUCAGGCGUAUGACAAGGAUAAAUCCGGUGAAUUAGAUAAAAAUGAAUUUCUUCGAUUGAAAAACGAUUUAGUUAAAGCAGGUUUAAUACAACGGACACAUGCUUUCGAAUUUGAUGAAAUUGAUCUAUCAAAAAAUGGAACAAUUAACUUUAAUGAGUUUAUUGCUUGUUUAAUUAACAUUAAUAUACUAAGUGGAGUGGGUAUUGAAUAG